Messenger RNA from Moneuplotes crassus, 2706 nucleotides. The record is from the annotation of a GenBank genome assembly. NCBI's taxonomy places the organism in Eukaryota, Ciliophora, Spirotrichea, Euplotida, Euplotidae.
UAUAAAAUAUUAUUAAUUCAAAAAUGAUAAAUGAAGAAGAAAAACAGGAGUACAAAAGCAUGAAAUACUCCACAUCUCAGGCUGGGCUGUCCCAGUCCAAGAAGCAAUCUAUAGAGUUUACAAGGCAUAAGCCUAACAUGAGGAGCACUACCAAGAUCAGCCAAUAUUCCGGCUCAAAAAUGAGGAAACGGAAGAAGAUAAAGGCCAUUCCUUUCCUCAACCAGACUCCUAUAAAAAUACGCCCUUACAGUUCUAACCAAAAAGACCUGAGUGAUAGUAAGAGUUUGUCAAAGUUCAGGGCUGAGAAGAACAUCUUCAGUCAUGUCCCAAAACCGAAGAAAGGGAAAGAACCUAUAAAUUCAAAGUACAAAACUAAAUCAAUGAAGAUAAAGGCUAACAUAAAGGCCCACCAGAGCAAUAGUUCCAAUAAUUCAGAAGUUGACAAUCCGGUCAGAAAGUUAGUCUACGCCUCUUCUGACAUGAACCAUCUCCAUAUGAUGAGCUCUCCCGAUCCGUUCUCUGGCAACCAGAAAACCUUUGAAACGUAUAAUGAGAACCCUCUACAUGAGAAGUUCAGAUCUAAAAGAAUCGGGUCCGCAGCUCCUAUCCAGUCUCCAUUCAAAAAUAAAGACUCAGGAGUAUUCUGCAAUCCUCGCAAAAAGUCAUGAAUGGUCAAAUCAGACAAGACUCUAGAACGAUCUGGUAUUCCAAAAUCUACUCCUUACAAGAAAGCAAAGGAUGUGCUGUCUCAAGGCCCAAACUUCUCAGAUGUAGAUCAAAAUGAUUAUUAUGUUGAAGAAGUACCUGACUCAAGGUUGCCUCAUGAAUACAUGAAUUCUGAUUUCAUUAAAGGACUAAUGACCUUAAGCCCUUCCCAUGGAUUCCAAGAUGAUGACGACUCGCUAAACCUCCUACAAGAAGUUGAUAAACUAAUUGAGGAUGAUAACCAAAAUUAUAUCAAAGAAAAUAUCUUUGGAAAUCGUGCUCGAAGUGAACAGAGGACACUAGAGACGUUUAAUUCACCCACCUACAGCAAUGAGACCAAGGACCGACACUUUGCAAUGAGCCAGAAUAAAUUUAACGAAGAAAAGAAAGCUAGAGAGAUGCUUAACUCUUUUAUGAACAAAAUGACUCCUCUAUCGAUUAGCGAAUCUUCCUUAAAUAGCUACAGCAAUGAUGAAUACGACAUGUUCUCAAAGAAUAGCAAGACACAUGAUAUCAGAACAACCCACCAACUUAAAAACAUGAAAGCUCCCAAAUCCGAAGAACGAGAGGACUCUAUCAAUCAUGCUUACAACCCAAACGACUCGAUAAAUGGUGCGUGCAUCACCGGCAAUUUCGGAGGUACUUUUAGCAACUUCAAAAUUGAGAGCAAAAGAGGGUUCAGUAGCUUCCGCUGUACCAAAAGUAUCGAAAAACUUAUCAAAAAGUUCGAUAUUGAUAUCAGAAGCUCCAUCCCAAACAGCAUAAAACCGAGCUCAAAAGAUAUAAAAUCCCACAAAGGGAAUUCCUCAGUUAUCCAAAGCCAACUCGUCGUUUUUGAAGAAGAGAAAAGGAUGCGGGAAGAGAAGCAGCACAUCUCAGAUAGCAUCAACAAGAUAUUCAGAAUGUACGAGAAAGUGUACAACAAAGUUUUCAAAAAGCAUGCUGUAAAGGGCGAGUUUUCCAAUGCUAAAAAGGACAAUCCAAAGUACACUAGAGUACUGCAAGUCUUUCAUAACAUAAACAAAAUGAUAUGUCAGUAUAACCCAAGCCACUCCAUAUCGCUUAUCAAGCUGUGGAAGCACAAUGAGAAGAUCAAUGAGGCAGUCCAUAACUCUAUAACCGAAGAGAGAAGGAAGUACACAGAACAUAUUAAUCAACACUUCAACGGGAUUUUGCUCGAGUGAAACAAUAUUUUCUCCCUGCUAGACUCCAGAAACCAAGACAUCCUCUCCUUAGUAGAAUACACAGCAGAGAUGAAGGAAGUCAUCGAACAAAUGAACAAGUCCCUUGAACAGAAAGAAAAAUAAGUUAGCAGAAUACGACAAUCUUAAACAUAAGAUUCAAGAGUUUCUACCAAAUUUCGAGAUCUACUGAGAUCACAUGGCUGUGUUGCAAGAUAAUCCUCCAAUGCCUAUCCCUAUGGAUAAAUCCCUGGAUAGCUCGACGCAGACAGAACCAAGGAACUCCCAAUCAGGCUAUAUAAAAUAAACUUUUUCAGCAAGAUUGUGAGAAACUGGUGAAGAAAUCAGAAAUUGAAUCAUCCCGAGCUGACUCCCACAAGGAAGAAUAUGAACACAUCAUCCAGGACCUUCGUGCACAGAUAAAGUUGCUUCAAGAGGAUGACUCGAUCAAUAAGUUCACAUCAGCCAAGGACAAAGGAAUCAAGAAGUGUACAUCUGAUAGCUUGAGAAACAACGCAACAAUUGUGCCUAAGCUAAACAUAGACCUAAAUGAAGAGCUUGAAGAAGGAAAGUGAAGCUCCUACAGACGCAAAGAUAUCAUUCACCUCCGGAGGAAGCCUGAUGAGUUGUCAAAUUCAGGCAAAAAGGAGUCCAAUCGGUCCCACACCACAACAGAAAAUCAGUCAAGCAGCCUAAACUCAAGCCAACAUUUAAAAUCUAGUAAGCGGCCUAAGAGGGUAAUUGUCAAAAAGAAGCUGAAAAAGGGAGGAAUGAGCACCCUCCUUAAAAGAAAGUUUGAUUAAAAUAUAUUUUUCCUCAA